This is a messenger RNA of Mesitornis unicolor (brown roatelo), 400 nucleotides long. Its product is annotated as multiple inositol polyphosphate phosphatase 1-like. Gene Ontology annotation, molecular function: acid phosphatase activity; inositol phosphate phosphatase activity. The annotation marks the transcript as partial. The transcript has a single exon. The record is from RefSeq and is a predicted model, not a curated record. NCBI's taxonomy places the organism in Eukaryota, Metazoa, Chordata, Aves, Mesitornithiformes, Mesitornithidae.
UUCAAAACCCAUUUCUUCACCUUUGAUUGUACAAGUUGGACAUGCAGAGACACUUCAGCCGCUGCUCGCCCUCAUGGGUUUUUUCAAAGAUGAGGAACCGCUCAAGGCAAACAAUUACGUCAGGCAAACGCAUCGCAAGUUCCGCAGUGGCCGCAUUGUGCCUUACGCAGCCAACCUGGUGUUUGUGCUGUACCACUGCGAUCAGGUGAAAACCUCUAGAGAGGAGUAUCAAGUGCAGAUGCUGUUGAAUGAAAAACCGAUGUCAUUUCAUCACUCGAAUGAAACCGUCUCUACUUACGCCGACCUCAAAGACUAUUACAAGGACAUCCUGGAAAACUGCCACUUCAGAGAAGAGUGCGCGUUACCAAAACUUAAUGCUACUGCUACUGAUGAGCUCUGA